Molecule: messenger RNA, 750 nt
Organism: Aureobasidium musti
Lineage: Eukaryota; Fungi; Ascomycota; Dothideomycetes; Dothideales; Saccotheciaceae
Source: the annotation of a GenBank genome assembly
AUGUCGCACUGCCACGACGAACACGAAGGUCAUGGCCACGGUCACGGCCAUGCGCACGGCGCCCACGACCAUUCAGACGACAUUACGCCAGCUCUGCAAAACAGCCUCUACAGACAGAUCGACUUUGACGCCAUCAACACUCUGAACGAGAGCGCCUCGGGUUCUGGAAGCAACAUCUGCAAAAAGACAUGGGACGAGCGAUUGAACCCCGAGCCUGAGCUCUGCAGCGAUGCCGAUGAGCAAUUGCUGAUGCAUAUCCCGUACGCCAUCUACCACCCUCUCCAGACCUUUGUGCUAACAUAUCCAUGCACAAAGNNCUUUACCGCCCAGAUUCGCCUACACUCCAUUAUGAUCCGCACAUCCACGACCGACUCAGCACCUCUGACCCUCAAACUCUUCAUCAACCGCGACGACCUCGACUUCAGCACCGCCUCGGAGGUCCAGCCAACCCAGACCCUGUCGCUGUCGCAAACCAACGAUAUUCAAGAAGUUCCUGUCAAGCGUGCUCUGUUCAACACGGUGCGCUCGUUAGAUCUGUUCUUCGAAGACAACUGGGGAAGAGGCGAUGAGGACGAGACACGCAUUUCUUAUCUGGGCUUCAAGGGUGAGUGGAUGGCUUUGAACCGUGAGCCCAUCAAUUUCGUCUACGAAGCUGCUGCCAACCCGAGUGAUCACAAGAUGGUUUCUGGCGUCAGGGGUGAAGUGGGCAGCCGUCUGGGAGGAGCGGGUGGUCGAGGCAAUGGCAUGUAA